AUGGAAAAUAAUGAUUCAUCUUUUAUAGAAUCAACUCAAAUUUGGACUGUUAAAGAUUUUGAAAUACCAGAUGAUUUAAAAGAAGGUUUUUUAUUACCUUUUAGACAAGAUGAAUUGGAUUUUCAAAAAUCACAAGAAUUUUUACAAUAUUUAUCAGAACCAGUAAAAGAAAACACUAAAAUUACUACUAAAAUUACUUCUAAAAAGACAAUAACAACAACAACAAUUAGGAAUAGUAAUGUUGCAGAUGAGGACAUUGUAUCAUCAACAGAUGAAGAGGAAGAAUUUGGUUAUACUUCUGAUUUGGAAGAGGAAUUAAUAACAAGUUCGAUGAGUGAAAUUGAAGAUAGUGAUGAUAGUACCAUUUAA
This is a messenger RNA of Naegleria gruberi, 369 nucleotides long. RefSeq lists its product as uncharacterized. Bases 1 to 369 code for a protein of 122 amino acids. The record is from RefSeq and is a predicted model, not a curated record. The transcript has a single exon. Lineage: Eukaryota; Heterolobosea; Eutetramitea; Acrasida; Naegleriidae.